Messenger RNA from Zymoseptoria tritici IPO323, 927 nucleotides. RefSeq lists its product as uncharacterized. Gene Ontology annotation, cellular component: nucleus. The annotation marks the transcript as partial. The record is from RefSeq and is a predicted model, not a curated record. The transcript has a single exon. Lineage: Eukaryota; Fungi; Ascomycota; Dothideomycetes; Mycosphaerellales; Mycosphaerellaceae.
UCCUCCACCACCCUCUCCUUUACCUCCCAACUAAGCUCUCUCAUCGGCUCGUCCACCACCAAAGACAACUCCAAACCCGCGCCCGCACGCUCUCGUCCUCGCAAGAAAGACGACAUCUUCACGACCCACAAUCGCAACACCGCCAAGCGGGCCAAACGCGAUCUCGAAGCCGAUGUCUCCGGAACUUUCGCUCAAAAGCAUACCACGAAUGGAGAAGCACUGGGAAAAGAUGUGUGGGAACGGAGUAAGCGCAAAAUGGAGGAGAAAGCACGGCUAUACGCAGCGAUGAAACGCGGUGAUGUGGAGGACGCAGAUGAACGGUAUGCGGUGGACUUUGACACGAAAUGGGCGGAAGCACGAGCAGAGGGCAGGGAGGAUAGCUCGUCUGAUAACGGCUCAGAAGACGGCGAUACACCGCAAGAGGAAGUGGAGUAUAUUGAUGAAUUUGGUCGCACACGCAAGGGUACGAAACUCGAUGCCUUGCGCGCUCGAACCGCCAUCGACAGAGCGAACAAUGCGCCGCCGGCGGAUGAUCGCUUCACCGCCCGCCCUGUGGCGCCUUCGAGUGUGAUUUACGGGGAUACGAUUCAGCAUCAAGCGUUUGAUCCGGACGAGCCGCGGGCUGCGCAAAUGGCGGAAUUGGCGAAGAAGAGGGAUCGGAGUUUGACACCGCCGCCGGAGGAGCAUUUCGAUGGGAGGAAAGAGGUCAGAACUAAGGGUACUGGUUUCUUUCAAUUUGAUGCAGAUGAAAGCGUUAGGAAGGAGCAAAUGGCAGGGUUGGAGAGGGAGAGAGCGGAGACGGAGAAGAUGAGGAAGGAGAGAGAAAGUAAGCUGGGUGAGAGGAGGGCACUGAUUGAGAAGAGAAGAGAGGAGGUCAGGGAGAGAAAUUCGAGGAGAAAGGCGGAGGAGUUCUUGGAGGGCAUGGGA